Lathyrus oleraceus (garden pea) is the source of this 498-nucleotide messenger RNA. RefSeq lists its product as uncharacterized. The record is from RefSeq and is a predicted model, not a curated record. Bases 1 to 498 code for a protein of 165 amino acids. The transcript has a single exon. Lineage: Eukaryota; Viridiplantae; Streptophyta; Magnoliopsida; Fabales; Fabaceae.
AUGGUGUGCCUCUAUGUUGAUGACAUAUUACUAACAGGGAGUUAUGAACAUGAGAUAGCUAAGUUCAAGAAGGUGCUAAUGAAUGAGUUUGAGAUAACUGAUCUAAGAAAAAUGACAUAUUUCUUAGGUAUGAAGUUUAUGUACUCUGAAAAUGGUAUCAUUUUGCAUCAGCUAAAAUAUGAACUUGAGCUUCUUAAGAGAUUCGAGCUACUGAAUUAUAAGGUUGUUGUCACACCUGUAGAAACAAAUCGCAAAUUGGAUUCUAAUUCUGAAGGUGAUAAUGCAGAUGCCACAACUUUCAAUCAGUUGGUUGGAUCUCUGAGGUAUUUGUGUAAUACCAGACCUGACAUUUUCUAUGCAGUUGGAAUGGUUAGUAGGUUCAUGAGUAAACCGAAGUGGUCUCAUUACCAAACUGCUGUCAAGAUUCUGAGGUAUAUUAAGGGGACUUUGAAAUAUAGAGUUUUUUCCCUUUUGGUGAAAAGGCUAAUUCAGAACUGA